AUGCCCUUCACGGCCAGCAAGAGGCAUAAUACCCAUUUCCACACCACAGAAAUUCCGACGCCCAUCUCGAGAACACGACGGAGCCGACGGGGGGAGAGGGCGGGGGAGGGGGAGGGGGGUGGAAGGCAAAAGCAGGGGGGAGAGCAGAGCCAGAGGCGAAAGCAGGAGGAACGAGAGCAGCAGCAGGAAGUGAGGGCCUCGCCGCUACUCCACAUCCAGCAGGUGGCCACUCGCUGCUCCCAAGACACGGGCGUCUGUGAGGAACGGAGGGGCGGAGUAGGAAGGGCACUGCAGCCAUCAGGGCCGCUUCGGGAGUGUCCGCCCCUCCGGCAGGGAGCGGCGAGUCCAGGACGCCGUACACGCGAGGCCCGACCCGUGGGGCCCACUCCCCCCGGGGGCCCGUCCGACCUCCAGCCCACGACAGACGCCCGCCCGAGCCGUCAGAACUGGGCCGCCCGCUUCCUCCUACGCCUCCGUCGCCUCUGGACUGUCCUUCGCCCUCGCCUUAGGACACAAAAACACAACGACUACCACAACUACGACAGCGACCACCAUAACAACUACGACCACAACUACAACAACGACCACGAUAACUACGACCACAAUAACAAGAACUACGAUGAUCACAGCAGAACAAUGACACGCAGGAAAGCAUUACACAACCCCAGACAUGCUGCUACUGAGUCAUAA
Penaeus indicus is the source of this 690-nucleotide messenger RNA. Its product is annotated as dr1-associated corepressor homolog. Bases 1 to 690 code for a protein of 229 amino acids. The record is from RefSeq and is a predicted model, not a curated record. Lineage: Eukaryota; Metazoa; Arthropoda; Malacostraca; Decapoda; Penaeidae. The transcript is spliced from 5 exons.